AUGUCUCGUGGUCAGGUCCAGAAGCAAUCUCCCGGCGGUGGCUGCAUCGUCAUGAAGUCUCCCAUCGAGAACGGCUGUGUGGUCACCAGAACCCCGGGAGCCGGCUGCGAUAUCAUGAAGCGCUCUCCUGGCGGUGGCUGCGUCGUUAUGAAGUCUCCCGGUGGCGGCUGCGUCGUCAUGAACCGUUAG
Messenger RNA from Penicillium robsamsonii, 189 nucleotides. RefSeq lists its product as uncharacterized. The record is from RefSeq and is a predicted model, not a curated record. Lineage: Eukaryota; Fungi; Ascomycota; Eurotiomycetes; Eurotiales; Aspergillaceae. The transcript is spliced from 2 exons. The coding region runs from base 1 to 189 and encodes 62 amino acids.